AUGGAAGCCCGCAAGGUCCCGGCACGGAAAGACCACAGGAUAAUCAUCCACUUCGACUACGACUGUUUCUAUGCCUCAGUCUUCGAAGCGAAGAAUCCAGCCCUGCGAAGCCUGCCAUUUGCUGUCCAGCAGAAGCAGAUCAUUGUGACCUGCAACUAUGAAGCACGUCGCCGAGGCCUGCACAAGUUGCAGCUGAUUAAAGAUGCAAGACGCACAUGUCCUGAGGUCAUUAUCGAGCUGGGAGAGGAUAUCAGCAGGUUCAGAGAUGCCAGUAAAGAGCUGUAUGGCUUCAUCAAGAGCUUCUCGUGGAAUGACAAAAUUGAGCGACUGGGUUUUGAUGAAGUAUGGAUGGAUGUCACGGACAUGGUGGAAUGGAACAUGAGCUGUUUGAACAGGAACAACCUCCACGAGUCAUUCUUUCAGAUCUCGAAAGAUGAUCCGACUGUAGGCUUCUCGUUUGAUGCAACAGCCAUCGCCGGCCAUCCAUAUCCUAAGGACUAUGCGUUUGAAUCUGAUCAAACCCCGGACGACCUUACGUUGCGUUUCCGGCUUGGAAGUCAUGUAGCAAUGUACCUUCGCCACCAGUUGGAGCAGCAGAGAGGAUAUACCUCUACUGUUGGUAUUGCGACGUCCAAGCUGUUAGCAAAAUUGGCCGGUAAUCUCAACAAGCCCAAAGGCCAAACGACGGUAAUGCCACCACUUGUCAGUCUGGACGGUGAAUCCAGCAACGUCACGAAGUUUAUGGACGAUCACGAAAUUGGUAAAGUUCCUGGCGUUGGCUUCAAGCUCGCACAGAAACUGCGAGAGUUCUACUUGCAAAGACCUGCAGAGUUCGAUUCUGGACUUGUUUACGGCGGGACGAAAGAACGUGUUACCGUUGCCGACUUGCGCAGUCAUCCAGAGGUCAACUCCGAGAUUCUGGAGAAGUUGCUUUCGGGUCCCGGGUCACCUCAUGGUAUCGGCUACAAGAUCUGGUGUCUCUUGCAUGGCGUGGAUGAUUCCGAAGUCAGCUCUGCCAGAGCAGUGCCGCGUCAGAUCAGUAUUGAGGAUAGUUACAUCCGCCUUGAUACUAUGCCGGAGAUCAUCAAGGAACUGACAAUUCUCGCAAAGAGCUUGUUAACUCGCAUGCGGAUUGAUCUGCUGGGCAGCGAAGAUGAUUUCGAGGCCACCAAUGAGGACAGCGAUCUGGAGCACAGCGCGGUUCCAGCUAAGCCUGCUACUACCAUCGGCAAGAAAUGGCUCGCUCACCCUAAGACUCUUCGUCUCACUACUCGGCCGCGACAACCUCUGCAGCCAGACGGCACUCGUGUUCGAUCCUUCAAACGAAUCUCCCAUUCAGCACCACUGCCGAACUUCGUCUUCAGCCUCAACGAGACCAUCGAACGACUCGCAGACAAGCUCGUCAGUGAGGCACUUAUCAGCAUGUUUCGCAAGCUCCACCCGGAGAAAGCAGGCUGGAACCUCAGUCUUGUCAAUCUUGCUGUCACGAACAUGGCGGAAGCUGCUGGGGAAAGCAAGACCGCCAAUGGGCGUGACAUCUCCAACAUGUUCAGGAAGCAGGAGGAUGUGCUCAAGGACUUCCGGGUCACUGAUGACAGUCCACCACCGCUUGUCGGUAAACAAAAGGUAGAUGCGGGAGGGCUGUCUACGGUGCAGCUAAAUGGUAGCAGCUUUCCAGAAGCUGAAAAACAGCAUGAGGUCCUGCCUGCUCAGAGAAACGUCGAGGAAGCUGAAAACGUCAUGUUUGACGCCGAUGAAGAUGAGGAUACUGGCUGGGAUGACGGCGAUGGAGAUGAUGAAAUGGACGAAUGUUGUGGUGAGUGUGGACUGCGAAUGCCUGGAUUUGCCAUGGUGGCUCACAGGCGCUUCCAUGUACAACCCGUCUAG
Messenger RNA from Zasmidium cellare ATCC 36951, 1887 nucleotides. RefSeq lists its product as uncharacterized. Gene Ontology annotation, molecular function: DNA-directed DNA polymerase activity; damaged DNA binding. The record is from RefSeq and is a predicted model, not a curated record. The coding region runs from base 1 to 1887 and encodes 628 amino acids. Gene Ontology annotation, biological process: translesion synthesis. The transcript has a single exon. Lineage: Eukaryota; Fungi; Ascomycota; Dothideomycetes; Mycosphaerellales; Mycosphaerellaceae.